CCGGGCCGGGCGGUCCCGUGGCGCUGGGGCGGGGCGGGCUCGGGCCGGCGGGGCCGGGGCUCCCCCGCCCGGACACAGAGGGCCGCGCUCGUCCCGCGCUGUACCCGGUGCCCCGCUCCGUCCCUGCCUCCGCCCCGGUGUAACGGGGACGGGCAGCACCGCCCCCACGGCCCGGCCGGCGGCGGGUCCCGGGCCCGUGUCGGAGGGACCUGCUCGGCCCCGCAGGAUGUCCCAGCCGCCCUCCAUCACCCUCCACGUCCCCGAGGGCACCGAGAGCGAUGGCCAGGAGCCGAGCCCGGACAGCGAGAGAGCCCUGCACACCUCCUUCCACCAGCUUAUCCUGGAGCAGAGCAGCUUGAUCGAGGCAGGUCUGGAGCUGGAGAUGAAGGAGAGGGACAGAGAGUCCCCAGCCUGCCUGGCUCCCCCAGAUGCCUGUGCCGCGGCCUGGCCAGAGCCAGGGCAGGGUGAGCAGUGCCCUGGCUACUCCUCUGCCUCCCUGCAGAUCCUGGCCAGCAUGCCCAGCCGCACCAUCGGAUGCAGCCUCGGGGCCAUCAUCUCCCAGUACUGCAACCGUACGGCCCGGCUGCGGCGCCGGAGCAGCCGCCCGCCCCUGCAGCAGCUGUGCCGUGCGGCGCGGCCCAGCCUGCGGCAGUACGACCUGGACACUGACCCCGACAGGGCCACGCUGGAAGACAAGUGGAGCCUGCUGGUGAAGGAGCUGCUGAGCCUCUCGCCCUACCAGCGCAGCCAGAUGCUGCUCACUUUGCCCAUCAGCCUGGCAGAGAAACGCACCCUCCGGCGGCAGGUGAACAGGCAGAGGGGCCUCCUGAGGCAGCGUGCCCAGCACUGGGCCCCCUCCUCGCCCUGUGGAUGGUCCAUCGUCUACAUCGGCCUCGGCUGCCGAGGUCUCUGGUACAGGCUCCUCUCCCUGCUCCGCACCGCGCAGCCCUGGCACUACACCUUGAAGCAAAUCAGUGGCCGCUUUGGCUCCAGCGUCCUCUCCUACUUCCUCUUCCUCAAGACGCUCCUUAUGUUCAACUUCUUCUCAUUUCUCAUCCUCCUGGCCUUCGUGGUGGCCCUGCAGGCUGUGUACCCCCCUACCUCGGCCAGCCCCCCCCCCUUCACCGGCCUGGAGCUCCUCACAGGAGCGGGCUACUUCACACACUCACUGCUGUACUAUGGCUACUACAGCAACGUCACCCUCAAUGACCCCUGCACCCCUGGCUCCAAGGGCAGCGCGUGCCCCCCCGCAGCCCCCCCGUUCCCGUACAACAUGCCGCUGGCCUACCUGUUCAGCGUUGGGGUCUCCUUCCUCGUCACCUGCAUCCUGCUGGUGUACUGCGUGUCCUGCUCUUUUCGGGAGAGCGUGGGAAGCUCCAUGGGGGACCUGGCUGUCAAAGUCUUCUGCGCCUGGGACUUCAAGGUGAUCCAGAGGCGCUCAGUGAAGCUGCAGUGUGAGAACUUCUGCACCCAGCUGAAGGAGCUGCUGGCAGAGCAGCGCUCCCGCUCCCACUCCCAGAGCCUCUGCCAGCGCCUGAGGCACUGCAUCGUGGUACUCCUGGCCUGGACCCUGGCACUGGGCUCGGUGCUGGGCUGCACACUGGCUGUGCACCACUUGUCUAAGCACAUGCAUGUGGUUCAGCAGGAGCAGCGAGCACAGGGCAGUGGCAGGUGGCAGCAGGAAGCCAUCCUGCUGGUCCUGCCCCUCGUGGUAUCCCUCCUCAAUGCACUGAUGCCCCACCUGUACAACUUGCUGGCGAUGUGGGAGAAGCAGGACUCCCCUGUGACACAGGUCUACGUGGCCAUCUGCAGGAACCUCAUUCUGAAGAUGGUGGUCCUCAGCCUGCUGUGUUUCCAGUGGCUCAGCCGGAGUGUUGUCUGCUCAACAGAGGAGUGCUGGGAGACAUGUGUGGGGCAGGACCUUUAUCGCUUUGUGGUGAUGGAUUUCAUAUUCACCUUGCUAGACACGCUCUUUGGGGAGCUGGUGUGGAGGCUGAUCCUGGAGAAGAGGCUGAGGCAGAGGCCCGAGUUUGACAUUGCCCGAAAUGUGCUGGAGCUGAUCUACGGGCAGACCCUGACCUGGCUGGGCAUUCUCUUUGCUCCACUCCUGCCGGCCGUGCAGAUGCUGAAGCUGCUGCUGCUGUUCUAUAUCAAAAAGACCAGCCUGAUGCGGAACUGCCAGUCCCCCAGCAAGCCCUGGCAAGCGUCGCAUAUGAGCACCAUUUUCAUCACCCUGCUUUGCUUCCCCUUCUUCCUGGGUGCAACCAUCUUCCUCUCCUACACCAUCUGGUCGGUGCAGCCAUCAGAGAUGUGCGGACCCUUCCGGGGGCUAGAAACCAUCUACAAAUCAGGGAAGAGCUGGGUGCUAGUGCUGCAGAAGUCCAACCCCAACAUCACUUGGUUUGCCUGGGUCCACCAGCACCUGGUGGAGAACACCUUCCUCCUGUUCUUCACGUCCGGGGCCCUCCUAGCUGUGAUCUACUUCUACAUCCAAGUGGUGAGAGGCCAGCAGAGGGUCAUCUGCCUGCUCAGGGAGCAGAUCGCCAAGGAGGGGGAAGAUAAGAUAUUUCUCAUGCAGAAGCUUCACUCCGUUUAUGAGCAGCGAGAGAGACGUGCCUGAGGCCCAGGUAAGGCUGGCAUGAAGGGCUGGAUCUGUCCAUCACAAUACUGUGCUGGAAGCUGCAGGACCACAGGAUGCUGGGGAAGAUCCUCCCUGCUUGCUGUGGCCAAGGACCCAUUGAGGCAUGUCAAUAGGAAUGCCAUGGCACAGGGAUGCAGGUGCUCCUGCUUCCUGGAGCUGCUGGGAUGCAGCAUGUGCAGAACUAGGACUGCUGUCACACCCCAGGGCACAGCUCCAGGUGGGGCUGCCUCACCAGCACAGCCCUGCUCUGUGGGUGGUCACUGCUUGCAGAGAACAGCUCUCCAGCUCUUCUCCCUACCAGCACACUGGCCCCAUGGAGAAUGGCCCUGGGCUGUUUUCAGAAUCCUUUGGAGACAGCAGAGCUUUCUGGAUGGAGAAACCUGCAGCCCAUUUCACGUUGUCCAGGGCCAGCAAGGAUGGAACUGGGAGCUGCCAGGCACUGACAGGGCUGACCCAGCUCCAGCCCUGUGCCUGGCUCACCAGGAGAGCAGCUGUCUGAUCCCAGUCCCACGAAAAAGGCCUCUGGGCCACCCCAGCAGCCCUACACACACUGCACCAGCUGGCAAGACGGACUCAGAAGAACCACUGUGGUGCUGGGCUGAGCAGGGACCCCGUGGGCUCAGGCUGACCUGGCCCAUUAAAGUGCUGCUGCACAGGA
This is a messenger RNA of Pseudopipra pipra, 3299 nucleotides long. RefSeq names its product transmembrane channel like 6 (gene TMC6). Gene Ontology annotation, cellular component: plasma membrane. The record is from RefSeq and is a predicted model, not a curated record. The transcript is spliced from 20 exons. NCBI's taxonomy places the organism in Eukaryota, Metazoa, Chordata, Aves, Passeriformes, Pipridae. Gene Ontology annotation, molecular function: mechanosensitive monoatomic ion channel activity. The coding region runs from base 227 to 2620 and encodes 797 amino acids.